UAUCAAUCUCACCACGACAAAAGAGAAAAAAUGUCGUCUAGGCCUUAUAACACUCACAUUUUCUCCCUCAAGCAACAAAUCUCCUCUCCUUCAACCUUAAGCUUGAUGAAGCUCAAAGCCCUACUCCAAACCUUCAUCUUCUCCCAUCUUUACCGCAUUGCCCGAGCCGUGGCGAAAGCGAAAUCCCUUCUCUCCCAACUUCUAAAAGACAUCCAAGUGGUUCACAUGAAAAAGAGAAACAAGAUCAACAAGAUCAGGAAGAAGAAGAAGCUAUUUCUUGGCUCCUUUAGGCUCCACUACAAUUGGUGUUCGUCCCACGUGGUGCCCGCGGGGCCGGAAUUGACCGACCACGUGUACUUCGACUCCACGUGGAACUCUUUCGUAUCCACCGCGAGCGAUGACCACGUGGAAGAGGCGGAGCUUUCGGGCUACCUCAGGUGGCUCGAAGAGAAGGGAAGUAAUGGAAAUGGUGAUAUUGAUCGGCUUGCUGAUAUGUUCAUUGCUAGCUCUCAUGAGAGGUUCAGGUUGGAGAAGGUUGAGUCCUAUAGAAGAUUUCAAGAAAUGCUGGCUAGAAGUGUAUGAGCUAGCUUAGCUACCUAAGCUACUAGUUUUUAGUUUCUUCUUCUUCUUCUUUUGGGAAUUUUGGGGUUUUCUUUUUAUGAAUUAUGAUUAUAAAUUAUUAGAACAUAAUGUAAUGUGGGGUGUGGAAAACUGUGUAUGUUACUUGGAUGUAUGGAUGGGGUAUUGUGGGGAACUAAUUAAUUACAUUGUACAUUUGUACAAUUAUUCCUCGAUUCUCUUUUGACUUAUGUUGUUUGAUUAUAAAUUUUUAAUUUAAAG
This is a messenger RNA of Cuscuta europaea, 840 nucleotides long. The record is from the annotation of a GenBank genome assembly. NCBI's taxonomy places the organism in Eukaryota, Viridiplantae, Streptophyta, Magnoliopsida, Solanales, Convolvulaceae.